Molecule: messenger RNA, 1527 nt
Organism: Tinamus guttatus (white-throated tinamou)
Lineage: Eukaryota; Metazoa; Chordata; Aves; Tinamiformes; Tinamidae
Source: RefSeq, a predicted model, not a curated record
ACCUUUGCUGUUCCACAGGUUGCACGAGUUGCAGAGAUCUCUACACACGCAAGCAGAACAUCGUCCGAAAUGGCAACUGAGGGGGAUAAACUCUGGGGAGGAAGGUUUGUUGGAAGCACAGAUCCAGUCCUGGAGAUUCUCAACUCCUCCAUUGCCAUUGACAAGAGACUGGCUGAUGUUGAUAUUCAGGCGAGCAUGGCUUACGCCAAAGCCUUGGAGAAGGCCAGCAUCCUCACUAAACCUGAGCUGGAGAAGAUCCUGAGUGGCCUGGAAAAGGUAUCUAUGCAGGGUGGGUCUGCUCUCCUGGGGAGCCUCAUGCUUAUGCUUCAGAUGCACUGAUAGCAAUGCCCCUCUGGUCUACAGGAGCUGAUUGGAGAUGUUGCUGGAAAGCUGCACACUGGAAGAAGCAGAAACGAUCAAGUUGUCACUGACUUGAAGCUGUUCAUGAAGAAAUCCAUCUCUGUGGUGUCCACUCACCUGCUGCAGCUCAUUAAGACCCUGGUGGAACGUGCUGCCAUAGAAAUCGAUGUUAUCCUCCCUGGCUACACCCACCUGCAAAAAGCUCAGCCCAUCAGAUGGAGCCAGUUCUUGCUCAGCCAUGCUGUUGCGCUGACCCGGGACUCUGAGCGCCUGGGAGAGAUCAAGAAGAGGGUCAAUAUCCUGCCUUUGGGAAGCGGUGCCCUGGCUGGAAACCCACUGGACAUCGACAGAGAGCUGCUGCGCAGCGAGCUGGAUUUUGCUGCCAUCACCUUGAACAGCAUGGAUGCCAUCAGUGACAGGGACUUUGUAGUGGAAUUCCUCUUUGUUGCCACUCUGCUGAUGACCCACCUUAGCAGGCUGGCUGAAGAUCUCAUCAUCUACAGUACCAGCGAGUUUGGCCUUGUGACCCUCUCCGAUGCCUUCACCACCGGCAGCAGCCUGAUGCCUCAGAAGAAAAACCCUGAUAGUCUGGAACUAAUCCGUGGCAAAGCUGGACGUGUGCUUGGACGACUUGUCUCUAUUAUCAUGGUUCUCAAAGGACUUCCGAGCACCUACAACAAGGAUCUGCAGGAGGACAAGGAGGCUGUCUUUGAUGUGGUGGAUACCGUGACCGCUGUGCUGCAAGUCGCCACUGGAGUCAUUUCCACCCUCCAAAUCAACAAGGAGAAUAUGGAGAAAGCUUUGACCCCUGAAAUUCUGUCCAGUGACCUGGCUCUCUACUUGGUUCGUAAAGGAAUGCCAUUCAGACAAGCCCACACUGCUGUUGGAAAAGCCGUCCACCUUGCUGAGACUAAGGGCAUCACCAUCAACAAUCUCACUCUGGAAGACCUGAAGAGCAUCAGCCCUCUGUUUGCCAGCGACGUGUCCCAGGUCUUCAGCAUCGUCAGCAGUGUGGAGCAGUACACAGCCCCAGGAGGCACCGCCACCCAGAUCGAGCAGCUGAGGGAGCUGCUCAAGAAGCUGAAGGAACAAGCUUAGAGUGUGGGGAGAUAUCCCGUGUAUGCAGCUUUGUGCUUAUCCCACUGGUCUGCAGUUUAAAUAAACACC